Panicum virgatum (switchgrass) is the source of this 1826-nucleotide messenger RNA. RefSeq names its product vicilin-like seed storage protein At2g28490. The record is from RefSeq and is a predicted model, not a curated record. The transcript has 5 exons. The coding region runs from base 85 to 1623 and encodes 512 amino acids. NCBI's taxonomy places the organism in Eukaryota, Viridiplantae, Streptophyta, Magnoliopsida, Poales, Poaceae.
AGCCGACCAAGAGAGAGCAGGGGCGAGACCGCGAGAGCAAGCUAGCUAGCGCGAGGUCGGAGGUGAUCGACGGUGAGUGAGGCGAUGGGUCGCGUGGCCGUGAUGGCGGCGCCGCUGCUCUUUGGGCUGCUGCUGCUCCUGGCGUCGAGGUGCACGGCGGCGGCACCGCGCCACGACCGCGAGUUGGGGUGGGAGGAGGGUGAAGGGGAGUGGCGGCCGGAGGAGGAGGAGAAGGGGAGGGGCGAGGGCGAGGGCAAGGAGAGGGGCCUGUUCGUGCUGGACCGGCUGGAGAAGGUGGUGGAGUCGGAGGGCGGGCAGGUGCGCGUGGUGCGCGGCCAGCCGUGGCCGCCGGCCGCCGCCGCGUGCCGCGAGGGGCUCAUGCACAUCGGCUUCAUCGCCAUGGAGCCCAAGACGCUGUUCGUGCCGCAGUACCUCGACUCCAGCAUCACCCUCUUCGUGCGCCGAGGGGAGGUGAAGGUUGGGUAUAUCUACAAGGACGAGCUGGUGGAGAGGAAGCUCAAGAUGGGCGACGUCCUCCACAUCGACGCCGGCUCCACCUUCUACAUGGUCAACACCGGCAAGGGCCAGAGGCUGCAGAUCAUUUGCAGCAUCGACGCCUCCGAUGGCCUCGGCUUCGGACCCCCGUAUUUGUCCUUCUUCCUCGGCGGUGGCGGGAACCCGGCGUCGGUGCUCGCCGGCUUCGAACCGAAGACGCUUGCCGUUGCCUUCAACGCCACCUACGACGAGUUGGCAAGAGUCCUGCUGGCGCAAACCCGCGGCCCCAUCGUGUACUACGCCGCGGAGCCCGGGAGCGGCGGCGACGAGGAGAGGCAGGGCAGCAACGGGGGCGACGCGCCGCGCAGGGGAGCGCGGCGCGGUGAGGCCGGCGCGUGGAGGCCGGGGAGCAGGGGAGAGGAAGACGACGAUGCGCGGCCGACGUGGUCGUGGAGGGAGCUGGUGAACCGGUUCGUCGGACUCGGAUGUUCGGGCGCCGCGGAGGCGAACAAGAAGGGCGGCGCGCCGAAGCCGUUCAACCUGUACGACAGCAAGCCCGGGUUCCGGAACGCCUACGGCUGGACCAUCGCCGUCGACAAGCACGGCUACGAGCCCCUCAAGCACUCCAACAUCGGCGUCUACCUCGUCAACCUCACCGCCGGAUCGAUGCUGGCGCCGCACGUGAACCCUCGGGCGACGGAGUACGGCGUGGUGCUGGGCGGGGAGGGCACGAUCCAGGUGGUGUUCCCGAACGGGUCGCUGGCUAUGAGCGUGGUGGUGCGCGAGGGCGACGUGUUCUGGAUCCCGCGCUACUUCCCCUUCUGCCAGGUGGCGGCGCGGGGCGGGCCGUUCGAGUUCUUCGGGUUCACGACCUCGGCGCGGCGCAACCGGCCGCAGUUCCUGGUGGGCGCCUCCUCGCUGCUACGCACGAUGCUGGGGCCGGAGGUCGCCGCCGGGUUCGGCGCCCGCGAGAAGGACUUCAGGAAGGUGGUGCGGGCGCAGGAGGAGGCCCUGAUACUGCCGUCGUUCCCGGACACGGGAAAGAGGGAGAAGGGGAGGGAGGAGCAUGGGAAGGGGAGGAGGGAGAGGGAGGAGCCGCUGGUCAUCGAGCAGGUGGCCAAGGAGUGAAGCUGCUCGAAGCUUUUGUCGAGCAGACGAUCGAUCAGGUCGAUCGAUGCUCAACUCUGCUUCCUUGGUUCCUCCCGAGUCCUGAGAAGCAUGGGCGCUACGGAUGCUGCUGCUAGACUCUGUUGUUGACCUAUGUCAGUCAGUGCUUGUGUUUUUUCGUGACGCUGUCUAUAAAUAAAGUCCUUUGUGGCGUUUUACAGCUU